AUGGCGUACCAAGACAGCGGCCUCCAUGUCCUCUUGACAGGAGCGAACGGCUUUGUAGCGUCGCAUAUACUAUCGAUCUUGCUUGCGCGUGGUUAUGCCGUUACCGCGACCGUGCGCUCAAAGGAGAAAGUAGCGGACAUCUUAAAAACCCACCCCUCGUGGGAGGGCAAAAUAGAAUUCGCAAUUGUUGCAGAUUUCACCUCAGCGAAGCCAUUUGACGAAUUGUUCAUUAAUUCGAAAGCCCCUUUUACCUAUAUAAUCCACACGGCAUCCCCAGUGAACUUCCGAGUUGAAGAUAUUCAGACGGAAAUGAUCGAGCCGGCCGUGAGAGGGGAAGCUAUGAGCAUCGACGCGAUGACCACGGAGAUUCUCAAGAGCGCGCAUCACUACGGUGGCGCAACCCUGAAACGCUUCGUCUUGUUGGGAAGCGCAGUGUCUGUCUUAAAUUCAUUUGAAGAUAUCACGCGGGAGGGCUCGCCCUACACUGAGAAGAACUGGAAUCCGGUCACGGCCGAGGAAGCCAUCGCAAGAAAGGACGCGGUUCUUGGGUACAAUGUCUCGAAGACUCGUGCAGAGUCUGCGGCUUGGGAGUUUAUAAAAUCAGAGUCACCUUGUUUUGAUCUGGCUGUCAUUAAUCCGGAUGUCAUUACUGGACCAAUGAUACAUCCAAUUUCUGGCCCCAAGUCUAUUAACGAGACGAAUCACUUUGCAAUCGCAAGCUUUAUUGACGGAACCCAUUCGCAGGUUGAAGGGGUGACGUUUCCAUUCUACCACUUCGUCGACGUCCGCGAUGUGGCUCGAAGCCAUGUUGAUACUUUAACAAACACUAGCGCCGGAGGCCAGCGGAUCCUUCUUAUCUCAGGCGUUAUAUCACCACAAUUGGUGGUAAAUAUCAUCAGGAAAAAUUUCCCUGCUUUACGGGCCAGGGUUCCCGAAGGAAACCCCUCGCAGACCCUCCCACCAGGUGUGCAUCCAACCGGAUGGGAUACGCGGUUGAGUCUAGAUAUUCUCUCCAAGGGAACAAAGGAGGGAAGCUGGGAGUAUAUUAGUCUGGAGGACAGUGUCACUGAUGCCGUUCGGAGUAUGAUAGAGGCGAAGGUAAUCUAG
Molecule: messenger RNA, 1107 nt
Organism: Venustampulla echinocandica
Lineage: Eukaryota; Fungi; Ascomycota; Leotiomycetes; Helotiales; Pleuroascaceae
Exons: 5
Coding region: 1-1107 (368 amino acids)
Molecular function (GO): oxidoreductase activity, acting on the CH-OH group of donors, NAD or NADP as acceptor
Source: RefSeq, a predicted model, not a curated record